AUGGUGAACAUGUCAGAUUUUCAUUUAUCAGUGGUUAUCGGUAAUAUUAUUGGUUCGGGCAUUUUUAUUUCACCGAAAGGAGUUCUUGAGCAUUCUGGGUCAGUGGGACUCGCACUCAUAAUAUGGAUACUUGGAGGUGGGAUCUCAGCGCUUGGGUCCCUCUGUUACGCUGAAUUGGGAGUUACCAUCCCUAAAUCAGGAGGCGACUACUCCUACGUCACUGAGAUUUUCGGUGGAUUAGCUGGAUUUCUGCUGCUAUGGAGCACAGUGCUUAUCAUGUACCCAACUAGCCUGGCUGUUAUUGCUUUGACUUUUUCUAACUAUGUGCUACAACCAAUGUUUCCCAAUUGCAUCCCGCCCUACAAAGCUUCACGAGUCCUUUCCAUGGUGUGUUUAUCACUGUUGACUUGGGUGAACAGCUCCAGUGUUCGGUGGGCCACACGAAUCCAGGACAUCUUCACAGGAGGAAAACUUUUGGCUUUGGCUCUUAUCAUAACUGUUGGCUUUGUGCAGAUCUUCAAAGAAAACUAUGAAGCAUUAAUACCAAGCAAUGCAUUCAGCUUCUGGAUGACCCCAUCUGUGGGACAUUUGGCGCUAGCAUUUCUCCAAGGUUCCUUUGCAUUCAGUGGGUGGAAUUUCUUAAAUUACGUGACAGAAGAACUGGUUGAUCCACGCAGGAAUCUACCCCGUGCCAUAUUUAUCUCCAUUCCCCUGGUGACUUUUGUAUACACCUUCACCAAUAUUGCAUAUUUCACGGCCAUGUCACCCCAAGAACUCCUGUCUUCCAAUGCUGUGGCGGUCACAUUUGGUGAGAAGUUACUGGGCUAUUUUUCCUGGGUUAUGCCAGUGUCUGUGGCAUUGUCUACAUUUGGAGGAAUAAAUGGAUACCUUUUUACCUCCUCAAGGCUGUGUUUUGCUGGUGCCCGAGAAGGUCAUUUACCAAGUCUUCUGGCCAUGAUCCAUGUCAAAAAUUGCACUCCAAUCCCUGCUCUCGUUAUUUGCUGCCUGUCUACUGCGGUCAUCAUGCUGGUUGGAGACACCUACACGUUAAUUAACUACGUGUCCUUCAUCAACUACCUCUGCUAUGGAGUGACAAUAAUAGGCCUGCUUGUGCUACGGUGGAAACAGCCUCAGAUCUUCAGACCCAUCAAGGUAAACCUCCUGGUUCCAAUCACUUACCUGAUCUUUUGGGCCUUUCUCUUAAUCUUCAGUUUUUAUUCUGAGCCAGUGGUCUGUGGCAUUGGACUGAUUAUCAUCUUAACUGGAGUGCCAGUGUUUUUUCUUGGCGUAUACUGGCAAAACAAACCAAAGUGUGUAAAUAGAAUAACAGAAUCUUUAACCCACUGGGGCCAGAAGAUCUGUUUUGUUGUCUAUCCUCAGAAGGGACCUCCUGAAGACGAUCUACCUUUCACCGAUUAUCCCUCUCAAGAAGUCAAAAGACCUUAAAAAAAACAAUGAUACUUUUUACAGAAUAAGUAGAUUUUGUUUACAUUAUGGCAUAUUUUUUUUGGACUGGGGAAAGGAAAGAACCUUGAUUUGGUUUUUUGUUUUUUUAAAAAAAAAUUUUUUAAGAAAUGAGGACCGUCAUUUGGACAACUCUAGGAGACGCCCUAAAAGUGUUUAGCUCUUUAUCCUGAAAAGGACAAAAAUAAAAGUAAAAUGAGGCUAGUGGGUUUUUUUUUUCACGGCGCAUUUUACAUGUAAGUUGAAAUGGCCAGGUAUAAAAAAAUAUUGCUACCAGCCACCUGUUAUGAAAGACAGCAAAGCUUUUGUGAAGUUUCUGCAAAUUCCCCAAAGGAGGAACUCUCCUCUGGCUCUUCUCUGGAAAUCGAACACAUCUUUAAGGAAACACCAUGGCUGGUUAUUACGGUCCUUUAUUCAGUACUUCGGUAGUUCUCAGCCUUUUUUUUUUUUUUUUUCACCAUGGACCCCCUUUAAAUACCUUUUGUGGCCACAAACCACCAAGACUCACAAUUAACUCACAAUUUAAGCCAUAACAUUUCUUCAACCCUUCGUGGACCCCGUGAUGACAUUGUGCCCCCACCCGGGGUCUGCAGACAACAGGUUGAGAAUCACUGCAGCAGGGGUGGGAUGAUCCCAGCAACCGGUUCGCUGCCUGGUUGCUGGGUAGGCUUGGCCUACCGGAACUUUCGGUGGGGCCAUUUUCCCCCUUCCCGAGGGUCCAGAGGCUUCCCUUGGGCCUCUGGGAGAGCGAAAACAGCCUCCACCUGAGCUCUGGAGGCCUUCCGGAAUUUGGAAAUAGGCCCGUUU
Messenger RNA from Notechis scutatus (mainland tiger snake), 2271 nucleotides. NCBI's taxonomy places the organism in Eukaryota, Metazoa, Chordata, Lepidosauria, Squamata, Elapidae. The record is from RefSeq and is a predicted model, not a curated record.